AUGUUAGGUGGCACGAAGAAGCAAAAGCCAGGGGCACCAAAAAAGACUGCGAAGAAGGAGGUGUUUGACAAGGCUCCCGUCGCAAAGACAAAGAAGGGCCACAAUGCCAGCGUGCUGAAGGGCCCUGUUGUGUCCCACACCUCAGGGGACGCUAGUCGCGACUCGGCAAAUGACCGUCGGCAUAUUCCCUUCAAGAACAAGCAUGAGGAGCGUGCGUACAAGAAGGAAAAGCGAAUUCCUCGAUACGCCCCUAGCCCAGCUGGGGAGGGCCCCGGUCACGGCCCCUCUGCCCAGCGACCGCGUAGUGCAAGCAGCGCUGCACAGCGUCGUGCCAUCCUUAAGGUAAAGAAUGACGAUGAUGUGUUGGAGCAUUUUCGCACAAAGCUCUCGGCGAGUACAUUCCGGCUCUUAAAUGAACAGAUUUACAAUUCAACUGUGGCUUUCGCUAGUCAGCUGCUGCGCGAUCCUUCCACGUACGCCGAUUACCAUAACGGCUACCGGCAGCAGCUACAUCAGUGGCCGAUGAAGCCGACGCAAGUCAUCGUAGAGGCCCUCUUGGGGGAUAGACGCGGUCGUUUCCUCGCCAACAAGGCGAAAAGCAUGCCAGGAUACAUCCCCACGAGUUGGGUCAUUGCUGACAUGGGCUGUGGCGAUGCGCAAAUCGCUCAGGCGCUGCAGCCAAAAGGGUACACGGUUCAUUCCUUCGACUUCUGCGCGGUGAAUGAGCAUGUGACGGUGGCCAAUGCCGCAAAUGUGCCACUAGAGAGCAACUCCGUUGACAUUUGCAUUUUUUCGCUUAGCCUCAUGUCAACGGACUAUGUUGAGUGCCUAUACGAGGCCUUCCGUGUGCUGAAGCCGAAGCGGCUGCUGAAGAUUGUCGAGGUGCGUUCCCGCAUUCCAUACCCAAGGCGCUUCUCUGACCUGGUCGAGAGCAUCGGCUUUGAGCUUGACUACAGCGACACUGUGGGAGACUACUUCGUGUCGUACGAUUUUCUCAAGCGGGACGGCCAGGUUAAGGCGAACCGCCAGCUAAGGUGCGACCCGCAGGAGGUACUGGUGGCGUCGCUUUACAAGAAGCGGUGA
Trypanosoma grayi is the source of this 1083-nucleotide messenger RNA. Its product is annotated as putative methyltransferase. The transcript has a single exon. Gene Ontology annotation, molecular function: methyltransferase activity. The coding region runs from base 1 to 1083 and encodes 360 amino acids. NCBI's taxonomy places the organism in Eukaryota, Euglenozoa, Kinetoplastea, Trypanosomatida, Trypanosomatidae. Gene Ontology annotation, cellular component: nucleolus. The record is from RefSeq and is a predicted model, not a curated record.